Drosophila elegans is the source of this 1182-nucleotide messenger RNA. RefSeq lists its product as uncharacterized. Lineage: Eukaryota; Metazoa; Arthropoda; Insecta; Diptera; Drosophilidae. The record is from RefSeq and is a predicted model, not a curated record. The transcript has a single exon. Bases 148 to 381 code for a protein of 77 amino acids.
UCGAGACUUCGAGCAGUGCGGCAGGCAAACUCCGGUUGCAGUUGCAGAUACAGAUACAAAUACAUAUAUAGAUACAGAGACAGAAGCGGAUCGAGACUAGAGAUACAGCCUAUAGCCACAGAGAUCCAGUUGCAGAGGACAGCGAAUAUGCCGUUCCCCAUCCAUCCGCCCAAGCAGAUGCCCUGCCCCCACUGGCAGCACUUUCCCAUCAGUCCCGUGGACAGCAAACCCAAUCCCUUUGAUUCGGUGGGCGGAGCGGCGGCAUCGGCCACCCAGGUCAACAUAGGGGUUAACAAGCCCCCAGAGCCGGUAUCCUAUCGCUAUUGCGUACAGUGUAAGACCUCCGGUAAGGAGUCAUCGAACGGAGUCGACAGGGAGUAAACUUCAAAUCUUUGGAGGUGACCCAUCGACCAAUCAGCCAUCACCUGUAAUCAGUCACUUCACUGGAGGACACACUUGGAAAGUCAACUAAAAUGAAAGCAAUCAUAAGGACCGCAGAACAAAGUUUUGAUUUUAAGAUAAUAACUAUAAUUUUAAUUUUAAAAUCAGUGAAACAAAUAUGAGAUACUAGCAAACCAUUGCAUUUUCCGAAUUGGAUCUUAUCUUUAAUCUAAUAUCUUAAAUAUCAGAUAUUUUAUCUAAAUUUGAGUUCUCAUUUUAAAAAAUAUCUUAUACUUAAAAGUAUUUAAACAGUGCAUCAACGAUCAUAACAAUAUGAAUAUCAAGUCAAACAAAUUUUAUUUUUUUUUUGUUCAUUUGUUAUUUUAUUUUAUACAAAGAUUUGAUAUUAUUAAGUUGUAAAUUGGUCUUCUAAAAGCAGGUCCACAGUUAACUAAUACUUUUUAUUUCGUAAUGAAUCUGAUAUUGAAUGAAUGUCACGUCCAAACGCAGCCUACAUUUUUUUUUCUGUGUUGUUAUUAUUUAACUCAACCUAAGCACAUGUUCCCAUUUAUUUUAUUUGCUGUUUUUGUUUGGGCAAAGUGUUUUUCUCUUGCUAUAAUUAAGUUAAGCAUUUUGUACGUAUUUAAUUUGUAUUUAGAGCUAAAGACUACAGUUUAUAAAGUGAAUUUGAAUUUAUGCCUUUUUUAAUAUAUUUAUAUAAGAAGCGCCAAUAAACGCACGACGCAUUUUAAAAAACGAGUUCUACACAAAUACACAAGCACUCCCCGUAUACACAUGCCA